This is a messenger RNA of Miscanthus lutarioriparius, 603 nucleotides long. Lineage: Eukaryota; Viridiplantae; Streptophyta; Magnoliopsida; Poales; Poaceae. The record is from the annotation of a GenBank genome assembly.
AUGCUGAACUCGAAGACAACGACGACGGUGAGGAUUGCCCAGACGGAGUGGCUGACGAUGUCGCGGGGCUCCCGGAGGAAGACGAGCAGCGAGAUGAGCGCGAGCUUGCCCGCGAACACGGGCUUCCGCGGGUCGGCCCGCGCGAACGCCCACAGCUCCGCCACCGCGCCGCACGCCGCCCCCCACCAGCGGGCCACAGCGCCGCCGGCCCGGCGGAGCAGGCCCUCCUUGGGCCGCUGCUCCUCCCCGUCCCCGGGCUGGGAGGUGGUCGGCAGGGUCCAGGCCGAGGAGAGCAGCGGGACCGCCGCCCCGCGCUGGUCCUCUAGCGUCGACCACAGCGACCCAGCCUCGCCGGCGGCGGCGCCGGUGUUGGCGUUGGCGGCCGCGCGGCCGAGGCCACGGCCAUGGAAGCGGUCGGCGGAAGGUUACGGUUACGGCCUUACGGGGGGAUGCAUCCGCCGGUGGGGCCUGCAGGCGAUACGGAAGCGAAUCGCACUGGGAUUGUUUGCUCUGGGCGCUCGGGUUCUGUCGUGUCCGGGAGGGAGGGAGGAUGUGCAGCUUGCAGAGAAGAGUGCAGUGCGCUGCUCUGUCUGCUUAUCGUGA